Molecule: messenger RNA, 2157 nt
Organism: Penicillium cinerascens
Lineage: Eukaryota; Fungi; Ascomycota; Eurotiomycetes; Eurotiales; Aspergillaceae
Gene: hsp88
Product: Hsp70 chaperone Hsp88
Exons: 4
Coding region: 1-2157 (718 amino acids)
Biological process (GO): protein folding
Cellular component (GO): nucleus; cytosol
Molecular function (GO): ATP-dependent protein folding chaperone; ATP binding
Source: RefSeq, a predicted model, not a curated record
AUGAGCGUUGUCGGUAUUGAUCUCGGUGCGCAGAGCACCAAGAUCGGUGUUGCCCGGAACAAGGGUAUUGACAUUAUCACCAAUGAGGUUUCCAACCGACAAACCCCAUCCCUGGUCGGAUUCACCGCCCGCAGCAGACACAUCGGCGAGGCCGCCAAGACAGGAGAGACGUCGAACCUGAAGAACACCGUCGGCUCGCUCAAGCGCCUGAUCGGCCGCACGUUCGAUGACCCCGAUGUCCAGAUUGAGCAACAGUAUAACUCCGCGGCCCUCUGUGACGUCAAUGGUCUGGCCGGUGUUGAGGUCAACUACCUUGGCAAGAAGGAGAAGUUCACGGCAACCCAGCUGGUUGCCAUGUUCCUGACCAAGAUCAAGGACAUCACCUCCAAGGAGCUUAAGCUGCCUGUCUCCGAUGUCACCAUCAGUGUCCCCGCCUGGUUCACCGAUGUCCAGCGUCGGGCCAUGAUCGAUGCGGCUGACAUUGCUGGUCUCAAUGCUCUCCGUCUCAUCAACGACACCACCGCCACUGCCCUCGGCUACGGUAUCACCAAGCUGGACCUGCCCGGUCCCGAUGAGAAGCCCCGCCGUGUCGUCUUCAUCGACAUCGGUGCUAGCGACUACACUGCCUCUAUUGUCGAGUUCCGCAAGGGUGAGCUGAACGUCAAGGCUACUGCCUGCGACCGUCACUUCGGUGGCCGCAACUUCGACGUCGCCCUGACCGAACGCCUGGCCGAUGAGUUCAAGGAGAAGUUCAAGAUCGAUAUCCGCACCCACCCCAAGGCCUGGUCCCGCACUCUUGCCGCCGCCGAGAAGCUCAAGAAGGUCCUCUCGGCCAACCCGCAAGCCCCCAUGAGCAUCGAGUCUCUGAUGGAGGACACCGAUGUCCGCACCAUCAUGAAGCGUGAGGACCUCGAGGAGAUGGUCAAGCCCCUUUUGGACCGGAUCACCGUCCCUCUGGAGCAGGCUCUCGCCGAGGCCAAGCUUACGGUUGAGGACAUUGACCACAUCGAGAUGGUCGGUGGCUGCACUCGUGUCCCCGCCAUCAAGGAGACCAUCAGCAAGUUCUUUGGCAAGGGCCUGUCAUUCACCCUCAACCAGGAUGAGGCUAUUGCCCGUGGUUGCGCUUUCUGCUGCGCUACUCUGUCCCCGGUCUUCCGUGUCCGUGACUUCUCCGUCCACGACAUCGUGAACUACCCCAUCGACUUCACCUGGGAGCAGUCCCCCGAGAUCCCCGACGAGGACACUAGCCUUACCGUCUUCGGCCGCGGAAACGUCAUGCCCUCCACUAAGAUCCUUACCUUCUACCGCAAGCAGCCCUUCGACCUCGAGGCUCGCUACAGCAACCCCGAGGGCCUGCCCGGCAAGGUCAACCCUUGGAUCGGCCGCUUCUCCGUCAAGGGUGUCAAGGCUGAUGCGAACGACGACUUCAUGAUUUGCAAGCUCAAGGCCCGUCUGAACCUUCACGGUAUCCUGAACGUUGAGUCUGGUUACUACGUUGAGGACAUGGAGGUUGAGGAGCCCAUUCCCGAGGAGGGCGAGAAGGAUGGCGAUGCCAUGGACACCAACGGUGACGAGCAGCCCAAGAAGACCCGCAAGGUCAAGAAGCAGGUUCGCAAGGGCGACCUGCCCAUUGUCUCGGCUACCGGCGGUACCGACGACUCUGUCAAGCAGGCCUGGGCCGAACGCGAGAACGCCAUGUACAUGGAUGAUAAGCUCGUUGCCGAGACUGAUGAGAAGAAGAACGAGCUCGAGGCCUCCAUCUACGAGCUCCGCGACAAGAUCGACGGUGUCUACUCCGAUUUCUUCAGUGACGAUGAGCAGAAGGCCAAUGAGGAGAAGGAGAAGCUCCGUUCCAAGCUGAUGGCCAUCGAGGACUGGUUGUACGAGGAGGGUGACGAUGCCAGCAAGUCCGUUUACGUUGCCAAGAUGGACGAGAUUCGCUUCAUCGUUGGCCCCGUCAUCCAGCGCUACAAGGAGAAGCAGGAUGAGGAGCGCCAGAAGGUCCUGAAGGCCGAGGAGGAGGCCGCCGCAAAGAAGCGUGCCGAGCUCGAGGCCAAGAAGGCUGAGGAGGAAGCCAAGAAGGCCGAGGAGGCCAAGAAGGAGGCUGACGCCGAGAUGAAGGACGCCCCCGAGGGUGAGACCGAGGAGAAGCAGUAA